Messenger RNA from Apaloderma vittatum (bar-tailed trogon), 831 nucleotides. RefSeq names its product galactose-1-phosphate uridylyltransferase (gene GALT). Gene Ontology annotation, cellular component: cytoplasm. Lineage: Eukaryota; Metazoa; Chordata; Aves; Trogoniformes; Trogonidae. The transcript has 10 exons. The annotation marks the transcript as partial. The record is from RefSeq and is a predicted model, not a curated record. Gene Ontology annotation, molecular function: zinc ion binding; UDP-glucose:hexose-1-phosphate uridylyltransferase activity. Gene Ontology annotation, biological process: beta-D-galactose catabolic process via UDP-galactose, Leloir pathway.
CCCAACAACCCCCUCUGCCCCGGGGCCACCCGGGCCAACGGAGAGUUGAAUCCCCAAUACGAGGGCACUUUUGUCUUCCCAAAUGACUUCCCUGCGCUGCAGCCUGAUGCUCCUGAGCCUGGUAACAGCGAUCACCCCUUGUUUCAAGCUGCAGCAGCCCGGGGGGUGUGCAAAGUGAUGUGCUUCCACCCCUGGUCAGACCUGACGCUGCCCCUCAUGUCCCUGUCAGAGAUCCGGGCUGUCGUCGACACGUGGGCAGAGCUGGCAGCCGAGCUGGGUGCCUCCUACCCCUGGGUACAGAUCUUCGAGAACAAAGGAGCGAUGAUGGGCUGCUCCAACCCACACCCUCACUGCCAGGUGUGGGCCAGCAGCUUCCUCCCGAAUGAGGCACGCCUGGAGGACCGGACCCAGCGGCAGUACCUGAGCCAGCACAGCGUGCCCAUGCUGCUGGAGUACGCCGAGCAGGAGGCUCGACGAAAGGUGGGGGCAUGGCUGUUGUCUGUAUAUCCUCCCUGCGAGCUUCUCCUCCCCCGCCGUCACGUGUGGCGCCUCCAGGACCUCCAUGAGGGUGAAAGGGACAGCCUGGCCUCCAUCAUGCAGAGGCUGCUCACCAAGUACGACAACCUCUUCGAAGUCUCCUUUUGCGGGCACUGGCAGCUCCAUGCCCACUACUACCCACCGCUGCUCCGCUCCGCCACCGUCCGCAAGUUCAUGGUAGGCUACGAGAUGCUGGCGCAGGCGCAGCGGGACCUUACCCCGGAGCAGGUGACGGAGCGCCUGAGGAGCCUCCCCGAGGUGCACUACAAGCAGAGGGACAAGGAGUUGUCGUAA